AUGUUGGUUUCCAUUCGCCGCGGUCUGUUGACAAAGGCCGAGGCGGCCCUGCGCAGCAGCGCAGUUCGUUGUUCUCCAGCUGGUCUGCAGCAGAGGCAGCUGCAUCAAAGUAUUCCGCGUCACAACACAGCUGUUAACCCUGGUUGGCCAGUAAUGUGGACAAACAUUUAUGACAAGCCUGGCUGGGACACGGAUCUGGAACUUGAGUAUGACGUGAUGCCGCGCGAUGAGUUUGGAGUUCCCGCGCACAUCCCUCCAGAGAUUUCCACGACAAUCCGCCACACGUAUUAUAUCCCGCCGCAGUACUACCCAUUCCUGAAAAAGUUGGGCGAUGACACCCCAGAGCUCAAGCCUUGGAUGGACAAGCUCAUUAACGGCGAAAUGACCUUCGACGACUACGAGGAGAUGUUCUAUCAGUUUGCCAAGCCUCUGAAGAUUCAUCGGCCGCUGAUUCCGAUGCCUUACCGAACUGCGGAGGAAAUGAAGAAGAGCGAAGAGGUGGCCUGGGAGGGAGCCUGGCUCUCCUUCCGACAGCGGGUCAUCGGAGAUUACCUCGCCAGGCACUACCUGCGUGACUUCAUUGGCGGGAUGGGCAUUGGUCUGUUCUUUGCCUGGGUCUACAUCCAGGCUCAUCGCCAGUACCGCAUCGACAUGAAGCUCUUCUACUUGGAGGCCCCAGAGCACAAGAUCAACUGGGUAGUGCCGCGUGGAGAUCUCUGA
Messenger RNA from Symbiodinium pilosum, 720 nucleotides. The record is from the annotation of a GenBank genome assembly. NCBI's taxonomy places the organism in Eukaryota, Dinophyceae, Suessiales, Symbiodiniaceae.